This is a messenger RNA of Prosopis cineraria, 1953 nucleotides long. RefSeq names its product pentatricopeptide repeat-containing protein At3g21470. The record is from RefSeq and is a predicted model, not a curated record. The coding region runs from base 64 to 1953 and encodes 629 amino acids. NCBI's taxonomy places the organism in Eukaryota, Viridiplantae, Streptophyta, Magnoliopsida, Fabales, Fabaceae. Gene Ontology annotation, molecular function: protein binding; RNA binding. Gene Ontology annotation, biological process: RNA modification. The transcript has a single exon.
UCUGCAGUUGCUUCUCAACUUCAAAAAACUCAAUGAUGGAGCGCUUCUUCAGCACCUUCAAUUAUGACUUCGAACUCAUCCUCCUCACCUGCUGUCUCUUCAUCUCCAGUCGCCCCCUCUAGAUUAGAAGGGGCCAUGGAAAAGAGAAUAGCUAGAAUACAUAGUCUUGAGCAAUACAUACAGCCUUUUGCUAGAUUUUAUCAAUCAAAAGUGCUUCCUCUACAUCUAAACCUUCAACGUUCUUUGCUCCUACAUCCGUUUACUAGAUAUUUUCAAUCAAAAGUAUCACCUCUACCUCGAAACCUUCAAAGAUUUUGGCUCCCACAUCCUGCAAGUGUCAAUCAAACAUUUCAAUUUUGCACCAGCAGAAGCUUCCCGUAUGUACCAAAUUGGUCUUCUUUAAUUAAUAAUUACAUUUACCAAGGAUCAUGGAAAGAGGCUCUAGUCGUGUAUAAACAAAUUCGCCAUGAAGGAGUAUACCUUUUUGGUGCGAUCCCUUUGUUACUCAAAGCUUGUGCUUCUCUUUCGUUCUUUGAUUAUGGGAAGGCUUUGCAUGCAGAGUCCAUUAAGGCUGGUUCAGACAGUGAUGUAAUGAUUGGAACCACAUUAAUCAGUAUUUAUGCCAAGUGUGGUGCUGUUCUUGAUUCCUUUCAAGUGUUUGAAUCUAUGCCUGAGAAAAAUGUUGUCACUUGGAAUGCCAUGAUUAAUGGAUACCUAAAGAAUGGGGACACAAACUCUGCUUUAAUUCUAUUUGACAAGAUGCCAGGACGAACAGAAGUAACUUGGAAUCAAAUGAUUGAUGGGUUUGCAAGGAGUGGGGAUAUUGCCACUGCUCGGCAAUUGUUUGAUAAUGGUCCACCUGAGUUAAAAAAUGUGGGGACAUGGACUGUGAUGGCUGAUGGGUAUGCUAGACAAGGGAAUAUGGAAGCUGCCAGAGAGAUCUUUGGGCAGAUGCCUGAGAGGAAUUUCUUUGUCUGGUCAUGUAUGAUUUGUGGGUACUCGAGGAUAGGCAAUGUCAAAGAGGCUGAGGCCAUUUUUCGGCAGGUUCCAGUACGGAAUUUGGAGAUUUGGAAUUCCAUGAUUUCUGGGUACGUCCAGAAUGGAUUUGGUGAGGAAGCACUGAAAGCAUUUGAUGAUAUGCAAGACGAAGGGUUUCAACCUGAUGAGUUUACUAUUGUUAGUAUUUUAUCUGCUUGUUCCCAGCUAGGGCUUCUAAAUGCUGGUAAGAAAAUCCACCAUAUGAUAAGAAAGAGAGCAAUGAAGACGAAUCAGUUUGUUCUGAGUGGAUUAAUUGACAUGUAUGCAAAAUGUGGGGACUUGAUCAAUGCAAGAUUGGUCUUUGAAGAGUUUAAUGAAAGGAAUAUCUUCUGCUGGAAUGCAAUGAUAUCUGGCUUUGCUAUCAAUGGAAAAUGUCUCGAGGUUCUUGAGUUUUUGGGCAGAAUGGAGAAUUCAAAUGUAAGGCCUGAUGGCAUCACCUUUCUUACUGUACUCACAGCUUGUGCUCAUGGGGGCUUUGUCAAUGAAGCGUUAGAAGUAAUAUCCAAAAUGCUGAAAUGUGGAUUGGAAAUAAGCAUCAAGCAUUAUGGAUGCGUAGUUGACCUCUUGGGGCGGGCAGGGAGAUUAAAGGAGGCUUAUGAGUUAAUUCAAAAAAUGCCAAUGAAACCCAAUGACACAGUUCUGGGGGCAAUGCUUGGUGCAUGCCAGAUUCAUUCAGCUUUGGAAAUGGCUGAACAAAUAAUGAAGGAUAUUAUUAGGGCACAAAGUUUGGACUCUCUUUCUGGCAAUAAUUCUUACAAUGUGCUUAUGUCCAAUAUCUAUGCGGCUUCUGAAAAAUGGGAGAAAGCUGAAAGGGUGAGGAUUGCCAAGGCGAAUGAAGGAUCUCAAAAAACCCCUGGUUGUAGCUCAGUUAUAUCUAGUGGCUCAGAAUGUCAAUUUUGUGCUGUUACCAAAUAA